This is a messenger RNA of Trifolium pratense (red clover), 1046 nucleotides long. RefSeq lists its product as uncharacterized. NCBI's taxonomy places the organism in Eukaryota, Viridiplantae, Streptophyta, Magnoliopsida, Fabales, Fabaceae. Bases 187 to 714 code for a protein of 175 amino acids. The transcript has 2 exons. The record is from RefSeq and is a predicted model, not a curated record.
GUGGACCAAUAAAAAAGAGGUAAGGGUUUUCAACUUGAUCUACCACCUCACCACACCCUUAAAGCUUGCGCUCUUCUUUCCCAUUCAAAAACCGCCGAAUCCAAAAAAAAUAACAAACACAAAAAAAAAACCUAAUUAACCAUAGCUUCCCCUAACCGAUCGCGGGAGGUCCCUCGACCUCCGCCGAUGUCCGACUCUAAUGGUCCGCCGUCUCCACCACCUGCCUUUCUCUUCAAUCGUCCACCGUUGCUUAGAAAGGAACUCGGCAAUCCUCUCCUUAAGCAACGAUCGUGGUCACCGGAUCUUUAUCGCGACGAAGCGUGGCUUCGUCGUAAAGGACACUGGAGGAAUCGUAGUAGAAGCAAAAGUGUAACCGACGAAGAUGUUGAUGAACUUAAAGCUUGUAUCGAAUUAGGAUUCGGAUUUGAAUCUUCACCUGAAGUUGAAAGUAAUCGUCGUCUUGUUGAUACUUUACCUGCUCUUGAACUUUAUCACGCUGUUAACAGAAGUUAUCACGAUUCUAUUAAUGCUAAAUCUGCCACCGUAACUACUCCGUCUUCCUCCGCUGCUUCUGAUCGUGACGGCACUCCUUCUCCUAUCGAUAGUCCUCGCAUCGCCAUAUUAGGCAACGAUGAUGAUCCGGAAACGGUGAAGGCAAGGUUGAAACAAUGGGCACAGGUUGUUGGAUGUGCGGUUCGUCAAACUACAAGCUAAAUGAUUGAUGAUGAUGGUGAUGAUAAUGAUGAUGACGAUGAAUGGGUGAUUAUUGAAUGAUUAAUUGGAGAAAAAACCAAACUAUGGUUAUUAAGUUAACCACACAAGUUAAAACCUUAUGUUUAUAAAUGAUGACAAAAUUCACUACCAAACCGAACCGGCCAAAGGCCAUUAGUUUAACCAAACGCAAAUUAUUUUGGUACCAAUAGUAGUUGGUGUUAUUAUUGGAUAUUAUUUUGAUUUUGUCGGUAGCUUUUGUUUUUUUAGUUUUGUACUGUUCUUGUCUAAAUUGUGACUGUGGUAGAUUUUUAUAUUUUAUAGUAUUAUUUUAG